AAAAAAAAAAAAGGCAGUGAGAUAACGUUUUCCCCCAAAUUCUCAACCAACCUCAAUCGUCUUAGGUUAUCAAAUUCCGAUUCAUGGAGCUUACCAUUUUCAAAUUCUCAUAGAAUCCGGUAAAUUUUCUCUCGUUAAGCGACGGCGAUCAUGAGCUCCGCCGGUGUGGAGCAGCUGAAUCCGGAUUCCGUAUCAACAACGGUCAUGGAGACGGUGAACGGGUCGCACCUGUUUACGAUUAAGGGUUACUCUCUGGCGAAAGGCAUGAGCGCCGGAAAAUACAUUCAGAGCGACGUCUUCUCCGUCGGCGGAUACGAUUGGGCGAUCUACUUCUACCCGGACGGGAAAAACCCAGAAGACAACCCAACGUACGUCUCUCUCUUCAUCGCUCUUGCGAGUGAUUCUAGUGACAUUAGAGCUUUGUUCGAGCUUACGCUGAUAGAUCAGAGCGGCAAAGGACACCACAAGGUUCACAGUCACUUCGAUCGGGCUCUCGAAGGUGGACCUUAUACGCUCAAGUAUAAAGGCAGCAUGUGGGGUUACAAACGCUUUUUAAGACGAACAGCUUUAGAAACCUCUGACUUCUUGAAGGAUGAUUGUCUUAUCGUGAGUUGUACUGUUGGAGUUGUUAAAGCCCGUGUUGAGGGUCCGAAACACUAUGGCAUUGUGCUACCUCCGUCGAAUAUGGGUCAGGGAUUGAAAGACUUGUUAGAUUCUGAAGUUGGUUGUGACAUAGCUUUCCAAGUCGGAGAUGAGACAUACAAGGCUCACAAACUGAUCCUCGCAGCACGCUCACCGGUUUUUAGAGCUCAGUUCUAUGGACCAAUUGGGAAUAACAAUGUGGAUAGAAUAGUGAUAGAAGACGUCGAGCCUUCUAUCUUUAAGGCUAUGCUUAGCUUCAUCUACACCGAUGUACUUCCUGAUGUGCAUGAAAUUACAGGGUCAACUUCUGCCAGUUCAUUCACAAACAUGAUACAACAUCUCUUGGCAAUUGCUGACCUCUAUGACCUUGGAAGGUUAAAGAUAUUAUGUGAAGUUUUUCUGUGUGAAAAACUUAAUGUUGAUAAUGUGGCAACAACACUUGCACUGGCUGAACAACACCAAUUCUUACAGCUCAGAGCUUUCUGCUUAAAAUUUGUUGCAUCUCCAUCAAACUUGAGAGGCGUAAUGAAGUCUGAAGGGUUCAAGCACUUGAACGAGAGCUGUCCUUCUUUGUUGUCUGAGUUACUGAACACGGUUGCAGCAGCGGAUAAGAGCUUGACGAGUGGACAAUCAAACAAGAAAAGAAGUGUGAACAGUGUGUUAGGCUGUGAUACAAAUGCGAGGCAAGUGAGGAGGAGGACAUAGGGUCGAUCCAAAUGCAAUGAAGCUUUCCUCUGGUGCUACUUUACGGAUCUGGAAGCAAAGCAUAUACCAAAAAUGUUUAGGUAGACUUUAAUUUUUAAUGAAUAAUCGUAGUAUGUCAACAGUAGUGUAAGCUUUAGGCAAUAGACAUCCUCUCUACUAUUCAGUAAGUACCCUCUUUGUCUGUGAUUUCUCUUCAUUUUUGGACUUGGGCUUGUGUGGUUAUAAAAGCUUUGAAUUA
Molecule: messenger RNA, 1585 nt
Organism: Eutrema salsugineum
Lineage: Eukaryota; Viridiplantae; Streptophyta; Magnoliopsida; Brassicales; Brassicaceae
Product: BTB/POZ and MATH domain-containing protein 3
Exons: 4
Coding region: 151-1347 (398 amino acids)
Biological process (GO): protein ubiquitination
Molecular function (GO): protein binding
Source: RefSeq, a predicted model, not a curated record